Aspergillus sclerotioniger CBS 115572 is the source of this 3955-nucleotide messenger RNA. It is a transcript of the gene pld2, whose product is annotated as putative phospholipase D (PLD). The transcript is spliced from 5 exons. The record is from RefSeq and is a predicted model, not a curated record. NCBI's taxonomy places the organism in Eukaryota, Fungi, Ascomycota, Eurotiomycetes, Eurotiales, Aspergillaceae. Gene Ontology annotation, molecular function: catalytic activity. Gene Ontology annotation, biological process: cell motility. The coding region runs from base 175 to 3924 and encodes 1249 amino acids.
CUCAGCGCUCCUUUUCCCCCAACAUACUACUACUAAUACCAUCGCUUCCCUCCCCUCCCCUCCCCUCCCCGGUUACAGCUGGCACCUUUCUGAUCCUCUGCGAGGACUCCCCUUUCUUUCUUACCCUCUUCCUGUCUCGCAUCCUUCGAUUCUCUUCUCUCUACCUUCGUCUCCAUGACCCGCCCGGAGGACGACCUGGCCUAUGGCCAGUACCACCCAGACUCCACUCGUGGAGCCUCCACCGACACCGCCAGAGGAUUUGUCGGUGACACCUUCAAGAAGCUGAAGCAGUCUUACAAGCCCCAGGCUCAACAGGGCUCUUCCCAGCCGUCUCAGCAAUCCCAGCAAUACGGGGCUCAGAACCAGACCUACCAGUCCCAAGGUCCCUCCCAGUCCCAGCAAUACCCCGCGAAUCCUACACCACAACAGCAAAAUCAGAAACCGCAGAAGCAGGACAAAUUCUCGGGAUUGUUUGGCAAGCUCGAGGAGCUCGGCAACGAGGUUGCACAGAAAAUCGGCACGGCUCUCGAUCCCCAGGCCUAUGCUGAGUAUGGCGCACCGAAGCCGCAGGCGGAGAACCGGUUCGGGAGCUUUGCUCCCCCGCGUCAGGGCAACGAGGUGAAGUGGCACGUGGACGGUUGCGCGUACUUUUAUGCCGUCUCUAAGGCGUUGGAGAGUGCAAAGGAAUAUAUCUGGAUUCUGGACUGGUGGCUCUCGCCAGAACUUUACCUGAGACGCCCCCCGGCGAAGAAUGAACAGUACCGGUUGGAUCGGAUGCUGCUCGCAGCGGCGCAGCGGGGAGUUCGGGUCAACAUCAUUGUCUAUAAGGAGGUGACUCAGGCAUUGACCCUCUCCUCUCACCACACAAAACACCACCUGGAAGACAUGCAUCCCAACAUUGCGGUGUUCCGUCACCCCGACCAUCUCCCUGACCGCCAGGAAUUGGCGGCAUCCAUACACACAUCCCUCCAGACCAUGUCGCUCGAUGGCGGAAACCUUGCUAAGAUGUCUGAAGAUGCUAUCAAGGGUCUCUAUGGCAUGCGCGAGGACGUGAUCCUGUACUGGGCACACCACGAGAAGCUUUGCCUCAUUGACGGCCGCGUCGCAUUCAUGGGUGGCUUGGACUUGUGCUUUGGCCGCUGGGAUACGAACCAGCAUGAGCUUGCCGAUGUGCAUGGCCAGGACCUGAAUGAGAUUGUAUUCCCGGGUCAGGAUUACAACAACGCCAGAGUGAGUGACUUCCACGACGUUGCCCACUGGGAGCAGAACCAGCUGGAUCGGAAGAAGACUUCUCGCAUGGGCUGGUCCGAUAUCUCGGUCAGUUUGCACGGCCAGGUCGUGGAAGAUCUCCGGAAGCACUUUGUCCAGCGGUGGAACUUCAUCUAUGACUUGAAGUAUCAGUCGCGCAACAACUCGAGGUACUCGAGAUUGGCAUUGUACGGUCGGCCUACCUCGAGUGCCCAGCAACAGGGCCAGCAGCAGGGUGGGCAGGCCCAGAAGCCGCCAUCAUCGCCCCAGCUUGGUGCGAGCGCUGCUCCUGCGGCACCAAGCUGGCAACAGCAAGCAGCAUCCCCGCAGCCUGGGGCGAACCCUGGGCCUCCCACUCCCAGCUGGCAGCAGCAGGCAGCCCCGUCCCAGCCUAGCGGUCAGCCUUCGAACCCUGCCAGUCCUGCUGCACCCACCUGGCAGCAGCACUCGGCGUCACCCCAACAGAGUGGCUAUCCCGCCCCUAACACGGGCAGUCAGGAAAAGCCCAGCUGGCAACAACAGGAAACGCCAUCGCAACCCAGCGGCUACAACCCCCAGACGCCUAACGCGGCCGCACCCAGCUGGCAGCAUGCAGCGUCACCCCAGCAGCAAGGUGGCUAUCCAGCCAGCUCCGCUCCUAACAUGGGCAGUCAGGAGAAUCCCAACUGGCAGCAACAGGCAGCGCCAUCGCAAUCCAGCGGCUACAACCCCCAGACGCCUAACACGGGCGGCUCGGCUGCACCUAACUGGCAGCAUGCAGCGUCACCCCAGCAGCAGGGUGGAUAUUCCGCCAGCCCGACCCCCAACACGCAGGAGAAGCCAAAUUGGCAACAGCAGAGCUCUGAGCCUCCCGCGUACUCGGCCCAAGGCGCCACACAGCACUAUAGUUAUACUGGCGAUUCGUUCCCCCCGCCGCCUUCUGGUCCUCCUCCCGCCCAGACUUCUGCUCAAGCCCAGUACCAGCCCCAGCAGCAGGCUCAGACCCAGAGUCAGAACCAAGCGCCCUACUACCCGCCUCCCCCGGCUCAAGGGCUGCAGCACUCGCAAACACGCGGAGUCCAUGAUGCCCACCAUGGCGGAUAUGCUGACUCCGAGAGAGGCUUUGGCCGUCUGCGUGAGAACUUCAUGGGCUAUAGCAACACUCUCCGUGGUGAAUUGGCAGGUCAGAUCCACCAGUACCAGGAUCGAUUCUCUGGCCACGCACGUCAAACCAGCCAGCCCCGGGGUGGUAUGACUUGCCAGAUCGUCCGCAGCUGCUCGAAAUGGAGCAACGGAACCCCGACCGAGCACUCCAUUCAGGAUGCGUAUGCUGCGAUCAUUCGCAACAGUCAGCACUUCAUCUACAUCGAAAACCAGUUCUUCAUCACGGCCACCAGUGACGCGCAGAAGCCUGUGCAGAACAAGAUCGGCGCUGCGAUUGUGGAGCGUAUCCUCCGUGCUGCCCGGGCUGGUGAGAAGUUCAAGAUUGUGGUCGUUAUCCCGUCUGUCCCCUGCUUUGCUGGUGACCUGAGCGACGAGUCCACCCUGGGCACCCGCGCGAUCAUGGAGUUCCAGUACAACUGCAUCAACCGCGGAGGCAGCAGCAUCAUGGAGCUGAUUGCCAAGGAGGGAUUCAACCCGAUGGAUUACAUCCGGUUCUACAACCUGCGCAACUACGAUCGCAUCAAUGUCAGCGGCCCCUUGAUGGAGGCUGAGCAGAGAAGCGGCGUCAAUUACGAGGAUGCCCGGAAGCAACAGGAUGUGACGACUGGUGGCCCUGGCGGUUAUGGCCCAGGUGCUCCUCGGGCGGCUUUCGACACCACCGCUCCUUAUCAGCAGUACCAGCAAGCUGCCCAGCAAGUUGCGAGUGGCAAGUCUGCUCCUGGCAAGUGGGACAGUGUGAGCAGCUGCUACAUGCUUAAUGGCGAGGACAUCCGCAAUGUUCCUUGGGAGGGACCUGCGGAGGCUGAGAUCGAUGCGUUCGUCACCGAGGAACUCUAUGUUCACUCCAAGGUCAUGAUCGCUGACGACCGUGUUGCCAUUGUCGGAUCGGCCAACCUGAACGAUCGUUCUCAACUGGGAACCCACGACUCGGAAAUUGCCAUCAUCGUCGAGGACUACACGCCUGUGCACUCCCGCAUGAACGGCCAGCCGUGGACUGCCAGUCGUUUUGCUGCAUCCCUCCGUCGCCAGCUCUUCCGCAAGCACCUUGGCCUGUUGCCACCCCAGGACCCGGAGCAACCGGAUAACAACUAUGAGCCGGUGGGAGUUCCGAACACCCUUGACUUUGAGUCGCCAGAAAGUCAGAUUGUGGCCGAUCCGCUAGCGGAUACUGUGAACAGUAUGUGGAACACGCGGGCUCGGACGAACACCGAGGUGUUCCGUAAGGUCUUCCACUCGGUUCCAGAUGACACGGUGCGCAACUGGGCUACGUACAAGGAGUUUUACGGAUACUACUUCCACAACGCCGACAAGCAGGCAUACGGUGAAGACGAAUCCAAGCCUGCUCGGUACGGAUAUGGACAUGUGGUCCGGGACGACUUCCCUCCGGGCCCGGAGGGUGUCAGACAAGUCAAAGAACUGCUCAGCCAGGUCAAGGGCACCUUGGUGGAGAUGCCUUUGAUGUUCCUGAUCGAGGAGGAUGUGGCAAAGGAGGGGCUGACGUUGAACGAGUUGACGGAGCCGAUUUACACUUGAUUGGUGCUGUCUAGUUACGAAUUUCUUUCAG